This is a messenger RNA of Caenorhabditis briggsae, 570 nucleotides long. Lineage: Eukaryota; Metazoa; Nematoda; Chromadorea; Rhabditida; Rhabditidae. The coding region runs from base 1 to 570 and encodes 189 amino acids. The record is from RefSeq and is a predicted model, not a curated record. The transcript has 3 exons.
AUGGUGAAGUUCUAUGAUCCGAGUCAGCCGGAACAGUACUUGAGCAGCCCUAAGCUCUUCGGUGUCCUGCCAAUCAAGCUUAUUGUGAUCAGCAUGCAAAUUCUUUACAUGCUUCUGCAGAUCGUCUGGCUCACUGCGAGUGGUGUCACAAGCAAAGUUUCCAUCCUCCUGGUGAUUGCUUCAGUAAUCCUUACUGCUUUCACUGUAGCUGUGUUCGUUGUGGAAAACAAAUCCCUCAUGCAAGCCCACAUUUGGGUGGCUUCGUUGUUCCUCUUCUUUCCGCUGGCCGUGUUCGUGCUCAUGAUUGCUCAAUUCUUUUUCGAUAUCAAGUUUCUGGCCACAUUCUUCGGAGAAGGCAUCUACACCCAUCCUAUCACAUCUCUCACGGUUGCUGCCGUGUUUUUGUGCGCAUAUAUAGCCUACCUCUUCCUCUGCCACAAACUGGUCGAAGCAAAAGAUCAGCAGCCGGACGACUUCCCAGAAUUGGACACAACCCAAGGUCUUUUCCACUACAAUCGCGACGCUUACGAUGGCUCGGAACGCGUCAACCUCAUAUAUCCAGAAGUCUGA